UCAUUUAUUCAUUUCCCAAUUUUAUAUCUAUAUCUGUAUCUAUAUAUCACUCUGAUAUAUAAUGGCAGCAGCAGUAGCAGAUGAACCCAAAACCAACACAGCAAUCAUGGAACCGUUAUCGAAAUCGUUACACCCACUUCACGAAAUCGCAAUGACACCAACGCACAAGCUUCUUUUAAAACAAUGGUUGAAAGAAGAAGAACUAAUCUUGAACCGUAUCGCUCUCAAAGAAACCCAAAUCGAUUCCGUUAGUAAAGAAAUUACUCAUCUUUACUGUUUCUUUUUUCUUUUCCAUUCCAUUUCACUCAUGCUCCUUUUUUCGUCUUCAAAUGGGUCGUCUUCUUGUAAUCGAUCUUGGAUUCCGUCGCUCUGUUCUUUACUCUGCUCUCUCGGGCUGAUUUGGGCUGUCAGAUAUAAGACUGAUACAGAAGCCCAUUUGGAGAAAAUGUUGGAAAGGGAAAAGGAAGAUGGGAAUUUGUUGGGGAAGUGUGUUGAUGAGUUGAAAAAGAAAGGGUUGGAAUUCGAUUUGUUGAAAGAAGUCGACGCAUUGAGACGGGCUAAAAGUUUGAAAGUUGAAACGAAAGCGGUUAAGAAAUGGUCUGCAAGAGAUUUUGUUACUCUAUUUUUCUUUACUGUUUCUUGUUUUGUUCUUGUGCUUACUAGGGUUAUUUUAUGUAAUUGAUAUCCAAGACUUCGGGUUUAUGGGUUUUUAAGUUGUUUUUUAGGCGGGGUUCGGGUCAAGAUUCGAUUUUUUUUGAUGUUUGCUGGUUUUUGGUGUUGAUAGAAACUGUUGGUUUCUGGUUUGGCAGUGCAUAGGUCUAUGUUCAAUUGGGAAAAGUAUAUGUAUACUAAAGGUCAGAUUCAGACAUAUCAAUAAAGAAAUCUUUGUUCUUUUGUUUAA
Messenger RNA from Erigeron canadensis, 901 nucleotides. RefSeq lists its product as uncharacterized. The transcript has a single exon. The coding region runs from base 62 to 682 and encodes 206 amino acids. The record is from RefSeq and is a predicted model, not a curated record. Lineage: Eukaryota; Viridiplantae; Streptophyta; Magnoliopsida; Asterales; Asteraceae.